Talaromyces atroroseus is the source of this 351-nucleotide messenger RNA. Its product is annotated as Small nuclear ribonucleoprotein Sm D3. The transcript is spliced from 4 exons. Gene Ontology annotation, molecular function: RNA binding. Gene Ontology annotation, biological process: spliceosomal snRNP assembly; RNA processing. Gene Ontology annotation, cellular component: commitment complex; spliceosomal tri-snRNP complex; U1 snRNP. The coding region runs from base 1 to 351 and encodes 116 amino acids. The record is from RefSeq and is a predicted model, not a curated record. NCBI's taxonomy places the organism in Eukaryota, Fungi, Ascomycota, Eurotiomycetes, Eurotiales, Trichocomaceae.
AUGGGCAAACUAACAAGCACGAUCGGUAUUCCGAUCAAGCUGUUAAACGAAGCGCAGGGCCAUGUCGUGACGUUAGAGAUCACCUCUGGACAAGUCUAUCGAGGGAAAUUGCUCGAAGCCGAAGAUAAUAUGAACGUUCAACUCAAGGACAUCACAGUCACCGCGCGCGACGGCCGAGUCUCGCAUCUCGACCAGGUCUAUAUUCGCGGCAGCCAUGUGCGAUUUUUCAUUGUUCCGGAUAUGCUUAGGAAUGCCCCCAUGUUCCGUUCUCGCGGCCAGCGCGGCAGAGGUGUUGGUCUGGCUCGUGGUAAAGCGACUGUUAACAGGGCUCGUGGACAGCGACGGGGAUAG